This is a messenger RNA of Manis pentadactyla (Chinese pangolin), 4704 nucleotides long. It is a transcript of the gene MTMR12, whose product is annotated as myotubularin related protein 12. The record is from RefSeq and is a predicted model, not a curated record. NCBI's taxonomy places the organism in Eukaryota, Metazoa, Chordata, Mammalia, Pholidota, Manidae. Bases 144 to 2384 code for a protein of 746 amino acids. The transcript has 16 exons.
GAGCCGGAUGCGGGCGGCGCCGGGGCGGCCGCAGCCCUGGGGAUGGGCGGAGCCCCAGCCUCCAGUGCUGGUGGCCGCCGCCGCUGCCGGAACCCGAGCGGCCGCCUCUGCUCCCGCGCGUCGCUGCUUCCUAGGGCGGCGGUAUGCUAGGGAAAGGGGUAGUCGUUGGUGGCAGCGGCACCAAGGCUCCCAAGCCCUCCUUCGUGUCGUACGUGCGCCCCGAGGAAAUUCAUACAAAUGAAAAGGAAGUAACAGAGAAGGAAGCAACUCUUCACUUGUUGCCAGGUGAACAGCUGCUCUGUGAAGCCAGCACAGUCCUCAAGUAUGUCCAGGAAGAUUCCUGUCAGCGCGGCAUCUAUGGGAAGCUUGUCUGCACAGACUUCAAGAUAGCCUUCUUGAGUGAUGACGAAUCUGCCUUUGAUCAUGAUGAAACCCAAUUUAAGAAUAAGGUUAUAGGAGAAAAUGACAUUACACUCCACUGUGUUGAUCAGAUUUACGGAGUGUUUGAUGAGAAAAAAAAACCUCUUUUUGGACAACUGAAGAAAUACCCUGAGAAACUCAUCAUCCACUGCAAAGACCUCCGAGUAUUCCACUUCUGUCUGAGGUACACAAAAGAAGAGGAAGUCAAAAGGAUCGUCAGUGGCAUAAUUCAUCAUACCCAGGCUCCGAAACUGCUUAAACGGUUGUUUCUGUUUUCCUAUGCAACUUCUGUGCAAAACAGUACAGCCACUGAUUCCAAAAAUCACACCGUCAUGUUUGACACACUUAAGGACUGGUGCUGGGAACUGGAGCGGACCAAAGGCAGCAUGAAGUACAAAGCAGUGAGUGUCAAUGAAGGCUAUAAAGUCUGUGAAAGGUUGCCUGCAUACUUCGUUAUCCCCACCCCUCUGCCUGAGGAGGACGUGCCUCGCUUCCAAGGCCAUGGCAUACCAAUAUGGUGUUGGUCCUGCCACAACGGAUGUGCCCUUUUGAAAAUGUCAGUGCUGCCCAGAGAACAGGACGAUGGCAUUUUACAGGUCCAGAAGGGCUUCCUGGAUGGAAUUUACAGGACCAUCCACAGGCCACCCUAUGAGACUGUUAAAACUGAAGACCUAUCAAGCAGCUUCCUGUCCCUGCAGGACGUCCAGACCGCAUACUCUAAAUUCAAACAGCUCUUUCUGAUAGAUAAUAGUACCGAAUUUUGGGACACAGAUAUAAAGUGGUUUUCUCUAUUGGAAAGCAGUAGCUGGCUUGACAUAAUCAGGCGUUGCCUGAAGAAAGCAAUAGAAAUCACAGAGUGUCUAGAAGCACAAAACAUGAACGUUCUUCUUUUAGAGGAGAAUGCUUCUGACCUCUGCUGCCUCAUUUCCUCUCUGGUACAAGUGAUGAUGGACCCCCAUUGUAGAACCAGGGUUGGUUUCCAGAGCCUCAUCCAAAAGGAGUGGAUCAUGGGUGGACACUGUUUCCUGGAUCGCUGCAACCAUCUACGUCAGAGUGACAAAGAGGAGGUUCCUGUGUUCCUGCUUUUCUUAGAUUGUGUUUGGCAGGUGGUACACCAGCAUCCACCAGCAUUUGAUUUCACAGAGACCUACCUGACCGUUCUUUCAGACAGCCUGUACAUUCCCAUUUUUAGCACCUUCUUCUUCAAUUCGCCUCGUCAAAAAGAUACUAACAUGGGUAGGGAAAGCCAGGAUACACAAAGCAAGCCUUUGAAUCUGCUCUCCGUGUGGGACUGGUCUGUACAGUUUGAACCCAAAGCCCAGAUGUUGCUCAGAAACCCUCUUUAUGUGGAAAAGCCCAAACUGGACAAAGGCCAGCGAAAAGGAAUGCGCUUCAAACAUCAACGGCAACUUUCCUUGCCACUCACCCAAUCUAAAUCGUCUCCCAAAAGAGGAUUUUUCAGGGAAGAAACAGAUCAUUUAAUUAAAAACCUUCUGGGCAAGAGAAUUAGCAAACUAAUUAAUUCUUCUGAUGAGCUGCAAGACAACUUUCGAGAGUUCUAUGACAGCUGGCAUAGCAAGCCCACUGACUACCAUGGUCUGCUCUUGCCUCACAUUGAGGGGCCGGAGAUCAGAGUCUGGGCCCAGCGCUACUUGCGUUGGAUUCCAGAAGCCCAAAUCCUGGGUGGUGGCCGAGUGGCCACCAUGAGCAAACUCUUGGAAAUGAUGGAGGAAGUACAGAGCUUACAAGAAAAAAUUGAGAGACACCACAGCCAUGAGGCCCUCCAGGCUGAGGCCCCCUCCCUGCUGAGGAAUUCUGCCCGCCUGUCAUCUUUGUUUCCUUUCGCUUUGCUGCAGCGACAUUCCUCGAAGCCAGUCUUGCCCACCAGUGGUUGGAAAGCUUUGGGAGAUGAAGAAGAUUUGGCCAAGCGAGAAGAUGAAUUUGUGGAUCUAGGAGAUGUGUGAUUUGUCUGUUCAGUGAUUGUGAAAGAGGACUAUUGGAGUCGGCACAUCUGACCUCUGGGUUAGCACCUCACGCUGAGCUCACUGCUGGGCAGGAGGGGCAUUCGUGCAGGGCUCUGUAGGAGGAAGCCUGGGGAAGAGCUGGUUCUCAUUUCUAUUUUUCAUGGUCCUGAAAGACUAUGCAAUUCAAACCGUAUCUCUAGUAUUAUUAAUUGAAAGGAAUUACUACUUGACCCAUAAUAGAAUUGUAGCUGUUUUUUGAUGGGUUAAGUAUUACCCAGAACCUGCAGUGGCUGGUUUACUGCUGAAAAGGGCUUUUGGUAAGAUAUUCUUGGGCUCAGUACUUUUUUCAGAUCUUUUCUGUGCCAAGGUAAUUUAUCCAGUCAUUGGGAAUAGUAACUGUCUGUCUAACCCAUCUUGGUUUGGAGCAAGUUCAGCUUCAUGUCAUGUGUAUGGCAAGUCAAAAGACUCAAAUGAAGUAUUAAGAUGUGUGGCAUUCAUUUAAAGAAACCAUAGCAUUUUUCCUUUCUGUGUCCUCCUGCCUACAGAAAGGCUGGGGAAAUGCCCCGUGUCAUCCAUCCUGGCAUUUCAGACCAUCCUCCCCGGCACAGACUCUGUCACUCUGUGUGUGGUGCGGGGGGCAGCCAACUCCCCUGCCCCCCACACCCCAGUUCAUGUGUGCUGACAGCUCCUGGCCUCUGCCUGCUCUGUGCUGUGCGCCACAGUUCUUCCAUGCUCCCGCCUCAGUGCAUGUAGUCCUAGGAUCUUGCUGCUCCCCCUUUUGGUUAAACUGGGGAGUCUCUUUGGUUUGCCCAGGGGAACUUCCAUUCUCCGGAAGCGCUCUGUGUUUGAAAGUAACUGCUUUGCCUUUCCCUCAGCAUGCCCAGCGAGCGUGUUGACACCUUAGUGACCUCAGUCCUCUGCAGCAGUCUUCAGGUGGUGUCUCCGGUCACCUUACAUUCUGAUGAGUUAGGGUCAUUUUGAGGUGGCGUUCCUAGGGAAUCAAUGAAGCAUAAAUAUCAGAAGUGAUGAUUAUCAUGUAGUACCUCAGCAAUUUAAAAAGCCAUAGAAGAAACUUGACAACUAUGCCUGGUAACCUUCUUGGAUCUGUUGACAUAUAUUUUUUAAAUGCAGGAAAGUGUGCUUUGUAAGGACCAGUUUUUUCAUUCUCAAUGGAACCCCAUUAUAAUGCCACAAAAUGAAGGAGGAAAAAAAAUCUAAUGUUAGAAUGCUUCAAUCGAAUGUUUGCCUUUUAUAUACCUUUGUUCUCCAGUGUAGAUCCCAUUUGAGUAUUAUGCUUAGAAAAAUUUAACAGUUGCUCAAGGGCAAUAAGAAAUUUUGAAACUAUUGACAAAGAAAAGUUUCUCAGUUUGCACUGAAUUGUCUUGUACGUACAAGCAAUUGCUUUGCUGUCCUCCCUGUUCCACGUUGACACGUGAGCCAAGUUGGUGUGUUACGAUGACAGAGGUUGGGGGGAGGGCAGGAUUCGUGCAUUGUGGACCAAACACAUACCCAGUCUUGGUUGCCUUAAGGGUCACUAGUGAGGUCAGUGUUAGGCUUGCAAUAGUGAUUUAAAAAUACAGUAGUUCAUUAGCUAUAUUCACAGAUGUUCUAUGGGCCUUCUUAAAUUAGCACUAACCUUCACUUUUCUGCCCCAUUGCCUCCCAAAUACACUGUGGAGCUAACUAUUUUUGUUACCAUAUUAUAACGUGAAUAUUUAUGCAGUAGUCUCUUCAGUCUUAGGAUCUUAGUAAUUUUCAUUCCAAAAACAGAAAAUGCCCGGUGUGAUGCUUUAUACCCCACAAAGUAUGGUUUAAAGGCACAAGGCCAUGGCCCUGUCAUGUGCAUUGAAAUAUUUUUCUAUGAUUUUUUAAAAAAAUCACAAUAAAAAAAUAAGCUGUUGUAACAUGUAAGGUCAUGAAAAUUUAUGUAUUUAUAUUUGAAAUCAGAUUUCUAUAAACUUGUAUUUGUGUACAGAAUUCUCAGUUUAUAUAUUGUGACAUUUUUAUUGAGACAGAUGUGGAUUAUGCUCAGCAGUAAAAGCUGAAACAAGACCAUUUACUUCGUUUAACAUGCACUGUGCGAGUUUGGAAAUGUACAUUAAUUUACUGUGUAUAAUAUCUUGAGUUUGUUUAUACCUCCCAAGUUUUUACACUGAAGAUAAAUUAGCUUUAAUUACGUUCAAAAAAAAUUUUUUAAGGGAAUAAGCUGUUGGGCUAACUCUGUAUAAAUGUGCUUUUUUCUGGAUGUACAAUGAAAGUUUAUACUUGUAUCUCACUGCAUCGUAUCUGAUUGCAGAAAUUAAAGCACAGUUUACAAGCAA